AUGGAGGGCACCAAUGGCAGCUCUACAGGGGACUUCAUUCUCUUCGGAUUCUCUGACCGCCCCAAGCUGGAGAGGGUCUUAUUUUUUGUCAACAUGAUUUUCUACUUCCUGGCCAUCACGGGCAACUCAACCAUCAUCUUCCUCUCCCUGAUGGACCCUCGACUCCACACUCCCAUGUACUUUUUCCUCAGCAACCUGUCCCUGCUGGACCUCUGCUACACGACCAGCAGCAUCCCCCAGAUGCUGGUCAACCUCUGGGGUCCCCGCAAGACCAUCACCUACGUGGGCUGUGUCAUCCAGCUCUUCGCCUUCCUGUCGGUGGGGGGCAUCGAGUGCAUUCUGCUCUCGGUCAUGGCCUAUGACCGCUUUGUGGCUGUGUGCAAACCCCUGCACUACAUGACCAUCAUGCACCCCCAGCUGUGCCUGCAGCUGGCCGCCUUCGCCUGGCUCAGUGGCAUCGCCAACUCCAUCCUCAUGUCCCCCCUGACCAUGUCCCUCGGCCGGUGUGGCCGCCGCCGCAUCAACCACUUUGUGUGCGAGAUGCCAGCCAUCAUCCGCAUCUCGUGUGUGGACACCAGCCGGGUGGAGGGCCUGGCCUUCUUCCUGGCCAUCCCCAUCGUCCUGGUGCCCCUCACCAUGAUCCUAGUCUCCUAUGGCUAUAUCGCCGUGGCCGUGCUGCGCAUCCGGUCAGCUGCAGGGCGCCGCAAAGCCUUCAACACGUGCUCCUCACACAUGGCCGUGGUGUCGCUCUUCUACUCCAGCAUCAUCUACAUGUACAUGCAGCCCGGGAACGUGGCCAGUCAGGACCAGGGCAAGUUCCUCACCCUCUUCUACUGCCUGGUCACACCCACUCUCAACCCUUUUAUCUAUACCCUGAGGAACAAGGACGUGAAGGGGGCUGUGUGGAGGUUGUUGGGCAAGGACCACAAACCACUGGACUCAGGGGGACACUGA
This is a messenger RNA of Erinaceus europaeus (western European hedgehog), 954 nucleotides long. RefSeq names its product putative olfactory receptor 2W6. The record is from RefSeq and is a predicted model, not a curated record. Lineage: Eukaryota; Metazoa; Chordata; Mammalia; Eulipotyphla; Erinaceidae. The transcript has a single exon. Gene Ontology annotation, molecular function: G protein-coupled receptor activity; olfactory receptor activity. The coding region runs from base 1 to 954 and encodes 317 amino acids. Gene Ontology annotation, biological process: G protein-coupled receptor signaling pathway. Gene Ontology annotation, cellular component: membrane.